This is a messenger RNA of Colius striatus (speckled mousebird), 2702 nucleotides long. RefSeq names its product interleukin 23 receptor (gene IL23R). Gene Ontology annotation, cellular component: membrane; external side of plasma membrane. The record is from RefSeq and is a predicted model, not a curated record. NCBI's taxonomy places the organism in Eukaryota, Metazoa, Chordata, Aves, Coliiformes, Coliidae. The transcript has 15 exons. Gene Ontology annotation, molecular function: cytokine receptor activity; protein binding. Gene Ontology annotation, biological process: cytokine-mediated signaling pathway.
CGCAGCAGCAGCAGCAGCCAGAGGGGCCGGGCUGCACGUGUCCCGAGGAGCACCAAGACUAUGCCACACACGAGCGGCGGGCGCAGCCCAGGCCAUGGCGGGGUCCGGCGAGGCUUUGGCACUGCACGUCCUGCUCUGCUGCCUGUGCGGAGGUGCUGAGAACAUCAAGUGCUCGGGGCGCGUCUGGAUCGAGCCCGCGCCCGUGGUGCGGAUGGGCUCCAACAUCUCCAUCAACUGCCUCUCCGCCCUCGGCUGCCGCCAGACCAAGUUCCUCAUCCUCUUCAACUACAGCGAGGCUGCGGGUCCCCUGCAGCCCCUCAACAGCAGCACCGUGCAGCUCCGCCUGCGCGAUUUUCGGAUGCCCUUUGCGACCGUCGCCUGCUUCGCCCGCUGCCCUGACAACAGAAAGAACGAGCUGGUGUGCGGUGCUGACAUCCAGGCUGGCUACCCUCCGGACCCUCCCAGCAACAUGACCUGUAUCAUCAUGGAGCGCUCGGGGCGCCUGACCUGCACCUGGGACACGGGGCGGCCGACCCACCUGCACACCCACUACAGCCUCCACCUGCGCAGGUGAGACCCCGAGAAUGUUGAGGAGGAGGAGAAGGUCUUCUCCAUGGGCUCACCGGUGCUGCUGAAGGCUCUGCACGGCCGGAGCUGCUACUCGGCGUGGGUGCAGGCCCGCAACGCGCUGGGCACUGCCCGCUCGGCCCCUCAGCGCCUCGACUUGCAGGAGCUCUUGGUUCCCGCUCUGCCCGUGGUCGCCGGCGCCGAGACGACGGAGACGUCACGUCCCAGCACCACCAUCCGCUGGAGCAGGCAGACACUGAUGGACAACGUGAGCUGUGAGGAGCGACACAAAGCCGUGGGCACCCCGACGUGGCACGUGGAGGCGUGGGAUGGCACAGGGCAGCGUGGGCACAACCUGCAGAGCAACACCCGGUACGUGUUCCAGGUCAGGUGCCGGCUCAGCCCUGCCAGCAGCCCCUGGAGUGCCUGGAGCUCCCCUUUCCUCUACAGCACCCCCGAGGCAGCCCCCGCCACCGCACCCGACGUCUGGCGGCGUCUCGGCCCCGCGCUCCCCGACGGCAGCCGCGAGGUGACGGUCUUGAUCAAGCCCCUGCCAGCCCGGGAUGCCCGCGGGAGGAUCCUGGGCUACACCGUGGCCACCGAGAGCCCCGGGGGAACGCUGGUCCUCUGCAACACCUCCAGCACAGCGUGCAAAGCCCUGGUGCCUCCGGGAGCCCGCAGCCUCCACGUCACUGCCCACAACUCCAGGGGGGCUUCCAGCCCCGCCAGCAUCCCCCUCGGCUGGCACAGCGGUGGCCAGGAAGAGUUCCCAGCGCCAGCAGCCGUGGAGGUGAAGCCUGAGAACAUGAGCAGGGUCUUGGUGGCCUGGCAGCCCCCCAGCCACAGCAGGAAGGCUCUGCUCUGCUUCAUAGUGGAGGGAGUUUCCACCACCCAGCACAGCUGGGAGGAGCAGUACUUCUGGAAGAAGGUGCCACCCCAGGAGACACAGACGUACAUCCCAGAAGAUGCAGCAGCAGGAGGUCACAUCAAUGUGUCAGUGUAUGCAGUCUACCCCGAUGGAGUCAGCAAGCCAAGCUCUGGCCAAGUCCCUUCAGAGGAGCAGCUCCUGGGCAGCACCUACAGCCACAUCUCCCAAGAUGAUGACACUGGAGUUUUCCUGGGACUGGGCAUCAGUAUGGUCAUACUAUCAUCUGGUUUUGCAAUGCUGAUGUUUAAAAAAUCAGCCAGAAGAAGAAUCAAGGCCUCUGCUGUGCUGUUGUUGCCAAAGUGGCUGCUUGAAGACUUUCCCCACAUGGAAAACAGCAGCGUGGUAAAGUCACUGCAGGAAAAGAGCGAUUUCAUGAGUAACAGCUUCCCUGAGGCGUGCUUGGACACCAGUGACCCCACAGUUACAGAGAUCGAGGAGGUGCCAGUGCAGGAGGAGGACAGGAAGGUGCCCAGCAGAAGGGAGCCCAGCAGAGACGUGCCCAAGGAGCACCCAGACAGGACAGUGCCUGUCAGCAUCAAGGCCCCCGAGCUCAUCAGUGACUACAAACCUCAGGUGUCUGAUGGGAACCCACUGGGGUACAUGGCUGCCAACAUUCCACCUCCCCAGCCCCUCACACCCCUUCCAGAACCGGAGACCAGCAUCUUCUUCGGAGACUACACCAGCCCCGUUCCCCAGCUGUGGGAUGGGGCGGGAGCGGGACCCCCCGUCUGUCUGCUGGAGAAGAUCAACCUCAUCUUAAACAGCAGCCAGAGCGGGCAGAGCCUCACCUUCAGCUCAGCACAGGGUGGCCAUGGGCCCCUCCUGCAGAGCCAGUGGGGACAGGCAGUGCCCAGCCAGGAGCAGACGCUGGUGCCCGAGGAGCUGCUCUGCUGCCUGAGAGCCUCCAACGGGCAGGCGCUGGGGGGCUCAUCCUGCUCCCCACAGAGCAGAUGGUGCUGACAGGAGCUGGGGUUGGGAGGACAAAAAACCCCCUGAAGCAAUGGCUUGUGGCACCCAUCAGCCUUUGAGACUGCAAGCAGCAGGAUCAAAGGAAAACUCCCAAUAUGGAAUUGCUCCUCUUGAUCGACUACAAAGUGUUGUGGCUGCCCGGAAUGCUUUGGCUGGUAAAUCACGGCUUUCAACUUACCUCAUAACGUCACAAGCAUAAAAAGCCUACAGCUCAGGCUCCCAGGAGAGCCAGAACACA